Racocetra persica is the source of this 746-nucleotide messenger RNA. NCBI's taxonomy places the organism in Eukaryota, Fungi, Glomeromycota, Glomeromycetes, Diversisporales, Gigasporaceae. The record is from the annotation of a GenBank genome assembly.
AUGGAUAAUUUAUGUAAAGAUAUAAAAUUUUUUAUCACAACACCAGAAAUAGUGUCGAAGAAGAGAAACCUUGAUGAAGAAUUUAAACGCAAGCAAUCUUCCGACUUAACCAUGAAUAUGAUAAUUCAAGGAGGUACAGCUUUAGAAGCUAAACCUCAAAAUAAAAUAUUUAUAAAUGAAUCAUCAGGUACAAUUAUUAGAAGAGAAGAAAAAAACAGUCAGAACCGUGAAUUACGACGUUCCGCAUCUUUGUCUGUUGAAACCCAAUCUACACCUAGGUCUAAACAGUCAAAUUCAGCAUCGCCUAAUACAGCAACUAGUGCUUAUUCAAAUGCGAUUUCCAGUUCAUCAAAUAUAACAAACGGAAAUAUAUUCUCAAGCCAACUUACUAGAGAGCCUGAAACGUAUGAAGAACAUAUCAACAAUCUUGCUGAGGAAUGGGCUAGUGUACUAUUAGAUGGAUCCAAUUAUCCAACUAGUUCUGAUCAAGAAAUUUUUGAUCAAGAGAAUGAUACUACAAAUUUAUGCUGCUGUUCAUCAAAUUCCAAGAUUAUUACUGAAUUAUAUACAUCAAGCACAUCAUAUCAUGCACCAGCUUGGCAUGAUACUAACAGAAUGUGUGCCCAUAAUGAAUUGAAUGAGACGCCCCGGAAGCUCGAAAAAAUCUUUCGAUUUAAACGUCAAUCUCCGUUUAACAACAAUCUUGAAAAUUCCUGCUAUCCUGAUGUUAAGAAAGUCUCCUUUGA